AGAGGAAGAGUUUAUUGCCAAGGGGGUGAAUUAAAUUUCCAAGGUGGUGAAUUAGCAAGAUCAUUAUUGUUAUUCAAAAAAGGUAAUGUAUUAUCUGAAAAUGGAUUAAAUUCAUUAAAGGUUUAUAGAGCAAAUGCUUUUGAAUUAAAUAAAUUAUCUAUUACCAAAAGAUUAGAAUGGGUUGAUCAACAUUUUUCAAAAAUCUUAAAUUUAAAUUCAGGAUUAUGGAGAAAAGCUAAUGAACCUAUGUUAUUUUUAGCUUUUUGUUUUGAGUUACAAGGUUAUAAUAAGGAUCCAUUAAACUUUAUUUCUAGUUUACCAAUUUAUUUAGAUGCAAUAUGUAAUGGUGUACAACAUUUAGCUGCAAUGAUUUCUGAUUUUGAUCUAGCUAGUAAAGUUAAU
Messenger RNA from Zychaea mexicana, 402 nucleotides. RefSeq lists its product as uncharacterized. Gene Ontology annotation, biological process: mitochondrial transcription. The record is from RefSeq and is a predicted model, not a curated record. NCBI's taxonomy places the organism in Eukaryota, Fungi, Mucoromycota, Mucoromycetes, Mucorales, Lichtheimiaceae. The transcript has a single exon. Gene Ontology annotation, molecular function: DNA-directed RNA polymerase activity; mitochondrial promoter sequence-specific DNA binding. The annotation marks the transcript as partial. Gene Ontology annotation, cellular component: mitochondrial DNA-directed RNA polymerase complex.